AACCCGUCCCAGGGCAGAUUCCAAACUUUCCGUGUUGUUCCUCCCGCGUCCGCCGCCGGGAUUCCGGGUCUGGGAGAAUUUCCCGGGAAUCUGCAGCGACCACCGGGGAUUUGCGGGAUCCCGGACACUCCCGGGAUCUGGGACCCCGGGCCCCGACCAUGAACAACGGCAGCGGCGGCGAGACGGCGGGCGGACAAACACCGGGCGGGCCGCCGCUCCCCGCUCUCCACAUCCCCGCGCUGGUUCUCGGGGGGCUGCUCAUCGCCCUGAUUAUCGCAGGGAACCUGCUGGUCUGUCUCGGCGUCGCCACAGAACGGCCGUUGCGAACCGCCACCAACAUCUUCAUCGCCAGCCUCGCCACGUCCGACCUGCUGCUCGCCGUCCUUGUCCUCCCGCUCUACGUCUUCCAGAAGUUCCAGGGCGGGGUGUGGACGCUCGGCCCGGGUGUCUGUGACUAUCUCAUGACCAUGGACGUCAUGCUGUGCACGGCUUCCAUUUUCAACCUGUGCGCCAUCAGUGUGGACAGGUUUAUUGCGGUCCGGAUCCCCCACAACUACAGCAGGACCCACAUUGACGUUCGACAGGUGGCCCUGAUCUCACUCACCUGGAUCCUGGCGCUGGCCGUCGCAUCUCCCAUCGCCUUGGGCCUGAACCAGGUGCCGGACCGGGACAUCAGCGUGUGCCGGCUGGAGGACAACUCAUACAUCAUCUGGUCAUCGGUCUGCUCCUUCCUGUUGCCUUGUCCUGUCAUGUUGUUGCUGUAUUGCGCCGUGUUGCGGGGUCUGCAGCGCUGGGAAGCCUCUCGUAACCGCGCCCGCAAACUACGCCGGCACCCGCACGGCUUCAGGAAGAUGGAGGGGAGCCCCUCGGACCGGGAGCCGGAGAGGGAGAGGGAGGGGGAGAGGGAGAAGGAGGGGGAGAGGGAGAAGGAGAGGGAGCGGGUCCAGGAGCCGAGGCCGGAGCCGGAGCCGGAGCCCCCCCGCCUCGCCACCCGCCCGGCCAUGUACGCGCAGCCCGGGACCUGCAGCCGGAAAGUCCGCAUCAGCGGCAGGGAACACAAGGCCAUGACCGUUCUGCCCGUCGUGCUGGGGGCUUUCCUGCUGUGCUGGACGCCGUUUUUUGUGGUCCACAUCCUGAAGGCAACUUGCAACACCUGCCACGUCUCUCCACAGCUCAUCAGCACAGUGACGUGGCUGGGUUAUGUCAACAGUGCUCUCAACCCCUUCAUCUACACAUUCUUCAACAAGGAGUUCAGGAACUACUUCCAGAAGGUUUUGUACCCAUGUCGCUGAAUCCAGAAUCCACCCAGCAAUAAAUCUAAUUCAUUUUUGUAGAGAUGACUGCAGCUAUUUAUGUGACUCCCCACCCUAUGUCACCCGGAACAAUCGGACACAAAGGCCUUCCUUUAGCCUGGCCAUUGGCAAGGUUCAGCAUGGUUAGACCACAUGGGAUCCAGGGAGAGAUAGCUGCCUGAAUACAGAAUUGGUUUCACGGAAGGAAGCAGAGGGUGAUGGUGGAAGGUUGCUUCUCUGUGAUCAGUGGGUGCCUCAGGAAUCGGUGCUGGACCCAUUGCUAUUGGUGAUUUAGAUGAGAAUGUGUAAGGCAGCAUAAGUAAGAUUACAACUAAAGUAAUCUGGUAGAUAGUGAAGACGUUUUUCAUGGUGGGAGUUUCAAAAACACACUGCCAGAGGAGGUUGUGGGAUCAGGCACAAUCGACCAUUUCAAGGAAUGUUUAGACAGGCAGGAAUAGGCGUAAUUGAAGGAUACAGUCGUAAUACGGCUAAUGGGGUUAGUGUAGACGGUAUUGGACAAGAUGGGCCGAAAGGCAUGUUCCUGUGGUGGUUCUUGGGGUCAAUGAAUGGAACCUUGGCCUGGCAAUGAACAUCGUCUGCUCCACAUGACCUGUGACCUUCUGACCUGGGUCAGGCCAGCUCAGCAGCAGGUCAAUGGUCAAUGAGGAAUACGCUGGCCAUAAUUGUCCCAUGACAUUUAGCAGUAAGAGUCUGUGUAGUUACUCCAAUCACAUUUGCCUCCUUCCUUGAUUGUGAUGACAAUGUCUCUGUCCACAGUGGCCACGCUGUAGCUGCUGUUGGGUUGGUUGUCAUGUUGUCCUUCAGUCAAUGACUUAAUAAGAACAAUUUUCAAAGUUCUUUCAGAUCUUCAGUAAAGGUUUUCUUGGAGUAGGGUAGACAUCCCAUAGGAAGGGUAACUAAUGCCAUCCACCGGCCAAAGUAACUGACCACCUUUCUCCAUUGGCCAAUCUGACUGCAUCUUGCCAUGUGCUGAAGUAAGUGGCCUUCCUAGUUUUAUUUGGACAUUCCGUUGAAGUAUUUCUGCGAAUGAGCUGGAUCUUGUGUAAAACUUAUGCAUUUAACAACCACAUCCAUCCAACUUUCAUGCUUAUUAAUGUAAAAAGUAGAAAGCAAAAGGAUUUGAGUAUAGGGGCAGGGAGGUUCUACUGCAGUUGUACAGGGUCUUGGUGAGACCACACCUGGAGUAUUGCAUAGUUUUGGUCUCCUAAUCUGAGGAAAGACAUUCUUGCCAUAGAGGGAGUACAGAGAAGGUUCACCAGACUGAUUCCUGGGAUGUCAGGACUUUCAUUUGAAGAAAGACUGGAUAGACUCGGUUUGUACUCGCUAGAAUUUAGAAGAUUGAGGGGGGAUCUUAUGGAAACGUACAAAAUUCUUAAGGGGUUGGACAGGCUAGAUGCAGGAAUAUUGUUCCCGAUGUUGGGGAAGUCCAGAACAAGGGGUCACAGUUUAAGGAUAAGGGGGAAAUCAUUUAGGACCGAGACGAGGAAAACAUUUUUCACACAGAGUGGUGAAUCUCUGGAAUUCUCUGCCACAGAAGGUAGUUGAGGCCAGUUCAUUGGCUAUAUUUAAGAGGGAGUUAGAUGUGGCCCUUGUGGCUAAAGGGAUCAGGGGGUAUGGAGAGAAGGCAGGUACAGGAUACUGAGUUGGAUGAUCAGCCAUGAUCAUAUUGAAUGGAGGUGCAGGCUCGAAGGGCCGAAUGGCCUACUCCUGCACCUAUUUUCUAUGUUUCUAUGUUUCACUGGUGAAUGAUAGUCCAGGGAAUCAUGAAUGGAGAGGCCAGUGGAGGUUCAGUUAAAGAUGGCAUCAAUUUAUUUGUUGCACUGAAGUGAAUGGCGAGAUCAGGGUCAGUGCAAGGGCAUGCAGCAAAAGGAUCUCGACUACAAACGUCACCAAUUCCUUUUCUCGAGAUGCUGCCUGUCCCGCUGAGUUACCCCAGCUUUUUGUGUCUAUCUAUGAGGUAAAGAAUCAGUACGGUCUGACUGAGUGGUGGAGCAGGUGUGGAUGGCCAAUGUCUACUGUUUAUCUUCCAUGCUGAUGGUUUAAUUCCUUGACCCUUGACGUUCCUUGGCCACCAGCCCCGAGCCCCACCACUGUCCGGCAUGAAGUGGUGAAGACCAUGCGGCUUGCGGUGCUGGGAAAAUGCAGAUCCCUGUGUCUGACUAUGCCAGGCAGUUGUUCAACUCAUUGUGGACCUGUAACGGCAAACCACCCUCACCCUCCAGUGGCUCCUGGAAUGCACUCCUAGCCCUCAAUCUCCAAGAGAUGUUUGUGGAUCCACUGUGCUCCCAGCCCACUCAUUCUCUGCAGCAUGAUAUUUUGGUCCAAGGUCAAGCAAACUGUUGUUGAUUUAUUGAUGGGAAGCGGUAGGCAAAGUAGAGCUGGUCCCACUCUCCCUUCUCAUCAGUUUGAUACUUGUAGCGAAGGGCAUCCAUGGCAAUUGAUGAGUCGGGUGAAACUCAGUUAAUGGCAAGGGCCGGAGCAGAAUAUUCUCUGCAACCGCCCUUCCAGAAUAUUAAACAUUCGUUAUAGUUUAACACUGGAACACAGGCACAAGCCAAGGUCAUCCCACCACCGUUAAAUCAUGGAUAAUCUGUCCCCUAAUGUAGACUACCUGCCCUCGCU
This is a messenger RNA of Leucoraja erinaceus (little skate), 3935 nucleotides long. Its product is annotated as D(4) dopamine receptor-like. The record is from RefSeq and is a predicted model, not a curated record. Gene Ontology annotation, cellular component: plasma membrane. Gene Ontology annotation, molecular function: G protein-coupled receptor activity; dopamine neurotransmitter receptor activity, coupled via Gi/Go. Gene Ontology annotation, biological process: adenylate cyclase-inhibiting dopamine receptor signaling pathway; adenylate cyclase-activating adrenergic receptor signaling pathway. NCBI's taxonomy places the organism in Eukaryota, Metazoa, Chordata, Chondrichthyes, Rajiformes, Rajidae.